CAAACCAUUGGUGUUAGGCGUCAACAGUGUUUGAACAUAGCAUCGGAAUUAAGUUAUUUCCCAAACAUUCAAAUUUCAUACUAUUUUUUGUUUUGCAAAUAAAUUUCUUUAUUUGAAAUUGUUUUAAUUGAUUUGUGAUAAUAAUAACUAAUUGUAAGCCAUGUCUAAAAGUCAAGUGAGACAAAACUUUCAUCAGGACUCUGAGGCCGGUAUUAACAAACAGAUUAAUCUGGAACUACACGCCAGCUAUGUGUACGAACAACUGGCCUGGAAUUUUGACCGGGAUGACAUAGCACUGGGAGGUUUCCACGAGUUCUACAAGAACAGGGCCGGGGAG
Molecule: messenger RNA, 337 nt
Organism: Oppiella nova
Lineage: Eukaryota; Metazoa; Arthropoda; Arachnida; Sarcoptiformes; Oppiidae
Source: the annotation of a GenBank genome assembly